GCUCCUCUCAGGAUGAAGGUGGUUGUGGGCCCAGACCCAUCCCUGGUCUACCGGCCUGAUAUGGAUCCAGAGACAGCCAAAGACAAGGGCAGCUUCCAAAACUACACCUCCAGCCCGCUCCUGGACCGUGUCUGCGCCACCUACAAGCUCAUGCAUACAUGGCAGACUGUGGGCUUUGUCAGGAAGAAGCACGCCCAGUUUGGGGGCUUCUCCUACAAGAAAAUGACUAUCUUGGCUGUGGACAUGCUGGACAGGCUAGUGGAUGAGUCGGACCCAGACGUGGACUUCCCCAACUCCUUCCAUGCCUUCCAGACGGCUGAGGGCAUCCGGAAGGCCCACCCUGACAAAGACUGGUUCCACCUCGUCAGGCUCCUGCAUGACCUGGGGAAGGUCCUGGUUCUGGCGGGGGACCCCCAGUGCGCGGUCGUUGGAGACACCUUCCCAGUUGGCUGCCGUCCCCAGGCCUCUGUGGUUUUCCGUGACUCCACCUUCCAGGACAACCCCGACCUCCAGGAUCCUCGAUACAGCACAGAGCUCGGCACGUACCAACCCCAUUGCGGACUCCAGAACGUACUCAUUUCCUGGGGCCAUGACGAGUACACGUACCAGGUGAUGAAGUUCAACAAAUUCUCCCUCCCCCUGGAGGCCUUCUACAUGGUCCGGUUCCACUCUUUCUACCCGUGGCACACGGGGGGCGACUACCGGCAGCUGUGCAACGAGCAGGACCUGGCCACGCUGCCCUGGGUGCAGGAGUUCAACAAGUUUGACCUCUACACCAAGUGUCCCGACCUGCCGGACGUGGACAAGCUGCGGCCCUACUACCAGGGGCUCAUCGACAAGUACUGUCCGGGCAUCCUGAGCUGGUGA
Molecule: messenger RNA, 867 nt
Organism: Diceros bicornis minor
Lineage: Eukaryota; Metazoa; Chordata; Mammalia; Perissodactyla; Rhinocerotidae
Product: inositol oxygenase-like
Biological process (GO): inositol catabolic process
Cellular component (GO): cytoplasm
Molecular function (GO): inositol oxygenase activity; iron ion binding
Source: RefSeq, a predicted model, not a curated record